Messenger RNA from Cinara cedri, 1788 nucleotides. The record is from the annotation of a GenBank genome assembly. NCBI's taxonomy places the organism in Eukaryota, Metazoa, Arthropoda, Insecta, Hemiptera, Aphididae.
AUGAUGUGCUUACAAAAUAUAUCGAAAAUAAAAUCACCAUCGAAAGUUGAGUCUAACAAGAAAGAUAAUAAUACUAUAGGUAGCUUUUUCAGUACUCUAUAUAAUACAAAAAAUACAUCUCUCAAUAAAAAAGAUCUUGCUAAAUUUCUAGAAGAGUGUCGCAAACAAGGGGUGCCUGAAGAUUUUAAUAAGGGUUUUGGAUCUAACUUAAAUGGAGCCGAUUUUAGUCAGCUAUACUUAAAAGGCUCUAUUUUUUCUGGAGUAAGUUUAAUAGGUGCCAACUUUUCUAAUACUGACUUAUCUGAUGUGUCUUUUAUUAAUACAGAUCUGCGUGGGGCAAAUUUUUCUAAUGCUAAUUUAUCUAAUGUUGAUAUAAAAGAUACAGAUUUAAGUUUCGCAAAAUUUACUUCUACUAGAUUGGUAGAUGUCGCAUUUAAUAAAUCUGACGCUUGUUACGCUGAAUUUAGAGGCUCUGACUUAAGAAGGGUAAGUAUGAAUGAUGUAGUAGGUAUACACACAGACUUCUCAAAUGCAAAAAUGACUUUAUCUGACUUGUCAAAUUCAGACAUUAGCUAUGCAAAUUUUAAUAACAGUGAAAUCUACAAUACUGCAAUACAAAAAAGUAAUCUUGAUUAUACUAAUUUUUUUAGUGUAUAUGCACAAAGAUUAAACAUUCAAUUUUCCUCACUGAAAAAUGCUAUCAUAUAUGGUGCAGAAAUUAAAGAAUCAGAUUUUACAGGCAGUAAUCUCAAUAACGCUUACCUUGAUUCUUCCACUAUCAUUGACAGUAACUUUAGUAGAGUUGACCUAAGUAAUGCAAAAAUCUCUUAUGUAAGGAGCAAUUAUUCAAUCUUCUGUGAGGCUAUAAUGAAUAAUGCUCAGAUAAAAUAUUCUUAUGUUUCAAAUGUGAAUUUGAAAGACACAGCAUUAUUCGGAGCGGACCUUAGUUUUAGUGAGUUAAAUGGAGUGAAUGCCUAUAAUGCUGACAUACGCAAGGGAAAUUUUUAUCACACUAAAAUUGCAAAUUCUGAUAUGAACAACACGUUUUUUGAUCACGCACUGUUUGAUUUUACAAAACUGGAGAAUACGGACCUGUCAUUAUCUUCAAUGCAUGAUGUUAAAAUUAAAAACUCUCAGAUAUACAAUAGCACCCUUUCUAAGCAUGGAAUUGAUUCCAGUAGUAUAGAAAAUUCAAUAUUCUUCAAUUUGAUGGCCAAUAAUGCAUACUGGUCUGACUUAAAAGUAACCAACUCGAACUUUAUUGAAAGUGAUUUCAAGUACUCUUCACUACAUAACAAUAUCUUAAAAAAAACCAGCUUUUUCCUCAGCAAUUUUGAUAACUCUACCAUCAGCAAUGUAUCUUUUCUAUCAUCAAGUAUAUACAAAAGCUCAGUUAUCAAUACUAAUCUAAUAGGCUGUCAAUUCGACAAUUCAAUUUUUAUUGAGAAUACAGCACAGAACAAACUUGGAGAGUUAAAAGAUGCUAUAACUUCAAUUCAAGAGCUACAAGAUAGGGUAUCACAAGCAAGAAAAUUUGACGUAAACUAUUCCUAUUUUAAUUUCGAUAAUAUGGAUUUAAAUAAUGUUGAUUUUUCUAAUUCCAUAUUGAAUGGAGCUAAAUUCACAAACUCUAACUUAGAUAAAGCAAAUUUUGAAAAAACUGAUUUGCGCCAUGCUAUUUUUAGCAACUCUUCCCUCAUUGGUGCUAAUUUCUUAGGGGCUAAUAAACAAUAUAUCAGUUUCUUCAAGCCUGAUACUCAGUUAAAGAAGAAGAGUAACCAUGAUUAA